UUUCCGUCUAAAAUGUCAUAUGCAAAUCACUCUCAGACCAACUUCACUAUUGGACAGCAAUAUCAGGAGUUACUGGGAUUAGUGUUGUUUUCCAUUCUAUCUGUAGUGCCAUGCUGCAUUUUUCUUUUCAUUAAUGGAACCAUGUUAUUCACCUUAAGGAGUAAAACUGUGUUUUGUGAGACCUCUCGUUACAUUCUUCUGUAUAACCUCCUUUUUGCAGACACUGUUCUGCUUGUACAGAGUCAGUUACUGUACAUAUUGGCUGCUUGUAGAAUAACAUUGACAUAUCCUGUCUGUGGUGUUCUCACCAUGCUUGCCAAUCUCACAUAUGUGAUCUCCCCUAUGUGUCUGGAGAGAUAUGUAGCUGUGUGCUACCCACUGAGGCAUGCUGCCAUCAUCACCAUCAGAAACACAGGGAUGGCUAUCAUCGUGAUUUGGGCAUUCAAUUCACUAAAUGUCCUCAUCCAAGUUCUUCUGUUAUUAAUUUUUUCAUUUGAAGACCUGCAGGGCCUGCAGAUGAAACACUUUUGUGGCAAAGAAAGCAUGUUGCUUAAUCCAAUGUCUGAUAUUUAUGACAAAGCAUAUACUGGUUUUGUGUUUGUAUCAGCUAGUGUGGCAGUCACUUGCUCUUAUAUUGGUGUGAUAGUAGCAGCCAGGUCAGCCUCCACAGACAAAGCUUCAGCUCGAAAGGCUCGUAAUACACUGCUGCUACAUCUAGUGCAGCUGGGCCUCAGUCUCUCCUCAACUAUACACGACCCAUUGCUCUUUUCUAUCUCCCAAACCUUAGAUAGGAUAAUAAUUGUGCGCAUCCAAAUUGUCCUUUAUGUUUGUAUUAUCAUAUUUCCAAGAUGUCUAAGUUCACUCAUUUACGGAAUCAGAGACCAGACCAUCAGACCCAUCCUCAGGGACAAUCUCUGUGCUCGAGAGCUCAUGCAGCAGAAGAGCAUUGCCCAUCGCUUGCUUUGGGCUUGUCCACCUUGCGUACGCCUGGAGACAACUGGCCAGGGUUCCGAACACAUCUACACCAACAUAGGUGAAGGGACUGAAGCAAUAAGCCCCUUCGGUGAAGUGGCAGCCUUGAUGCUUGACGUCUUCGUGGUCAUCUUCAAAAACAGGUCUGAGCUUCUGAAGAGAACUGUCUUUGGUCACAGCCUGUCCAAGCUCGAGAGCUGUGAGCUCUUGUGCAAAGACUUCUUCUUGAGCAGCUCUGAUGAUGACGUGUCUCACCUGAGACAGUUCAUCCAGAGUAUGUGGGAGGUUGCAGUGGUGCCAUCCUCUAGAUUCACUGGGCCCUUUGUUAUACCUGAGACUGAUGGCUUCUGCUUCGGUGGGCACACUGAUGAGCCCAUCAUCUACAUAGAAAUGGCGCUUGACAAACUGGACCGCGUCCUCUCCAUGUUUGUGUGCGCCUUCGUGGAUGGCUCUCCUUAG
Molecule: messenger RNA, 1431 nt
Organism: Larimichthys crocea (large yellow croaker)
Lineage: Eukaryota; Metazoa; Chordata; Actinopteri; Sciaenidae
Product: odorant receptor 131-2-like
Exons: 5
Coding region: 13-1431 (472 amino acids)
Biological process (GO): G protein-coupled receptor signaling pathway; detection of chemical stimulus involved in sensory perception of smell
Cellular component (GO): membrane
Molecular function (GO): G protein-coupled receptor activity; odorant binding; olfactory receptor activity
Source: RefSeq, a predicted model, not a curated record